UGUUGUUGUCUUGUUGACCGCUUGCUGGUCUAUCACUCGCUCACUUUCUCUCUCCCCACCGUCCUAGUUUUCUCUCUCUACAUUUCCCUGAAGCUCCAUGGAAUCCACCAGCAGUACUACCUCGUGACCAGGUGCCUUUACAGAGAGAGAGAGAGAGAGAGAGAGAGAGAGAAUAGGAAUGAGAGAAUGGAGGCGGCGGAGGAGGAGUUAGAGAGGAGGAGCAAGUUCUUGAACAGCCUGAUACAGAAGAAGAAAGCAGUUGAACAGAAAGAACACCACGAGUGCCUCAACGUUCGCGUCAGAGCCUCCGACAUGCCCUUGGCUUUGCAAAACAGAGCGUUUACUUGUGCUAGAGACAACCUUGACUCCACGCCUGGGAAGAAACUCGACAGCAAACGCAUUGCUCUUGCCCUUAAAAAGGAAUUCGACUCAGCAUAUGGUCCAGCUUGGCACUGCAUUGUGGGAACAAGCUUCGGUUCGUAUGUUACACAUUCAACAGGAGGGUUCUUGUACUUCUCGAUUGACAAGAUUUACAUCCUUCUCUUCAAGACUGCCGUUCAGCCUCUGGGACAUUGACAGUUGCUGCAACUUGAUACUUUCUGCUCCGCGUGUUUCCAAAAUCACAAGUGGAAUGUCAAGUACUCGUGGAAUUAUAGACCAGGAAUCCGAAUAGACAAGGGAAAGUUGUAGCCUCCACGUUUUAGAUUGUUGUUUUGUAUCGAUGAGUUGCCUUCCCAUGUUAUCACAUUGUGAGAGCACACGCAAAAAAAGAGGUUCUUUUGAUGAGUUGCACUGUGAUGUACUGUUCCAGUCUGUUCACCCAAUUUAGGCAAUUCAAAUUGUGGAAGUUAUGACAAGGAUUGUAUUUCUUCCUCCUAUGUUUAGGACAUGACGUAACGAAUUACUCCUGCUAGAGUAGCCUUAUAAUUCAAAUGGAACCCAAACAAGGUGUCUAGUGA
Rhododendron vialii is the source of this 959-nucleotide messenger RNA. RefSeq lists its product as uncharacterized. Gene Ontology annotation, cellular component: dynein complex. The transcript is spliced from 2 exons. Bases 187 to 576 code for a protein of 129 amino acids. Gene Ontology annotation, molecular function: dynein intermediate chain binding; dynein light intermediate chain binding. Gene Ontology annotation, biological process: microtubule-based process. Lineage: Eukaryota; Viridiplantae; Streptophyta; Magnoliopsida; Ericales; Ericaceae. The record is from RefSeq and is a predicted model, not a curated record.